AUGGGAGAAGGCGUUCCCAUCACCAACACCCUCUUCCCCCCUCCGCCAGGGUACUACAAGGCGUUCACUGCGCAGAAUGUCGCUCGUUUGGCAGCUUUGCGCGCGCAGACCAGCACCGCCGACGGUGAUGUCGACCUCGACUCCAACUCUGCCGGUCCAUCCACCGCUCCGGGCAAGGACAAGGACGGCAAGCCCCUCGCUGGCGUGGACGUCGAGGCCCUCGCGGCCCCCGCGCAGGCAGGCGAGAUGGACAAGCUAGUCGCCGAGCUGUCCCCGCCCCGCGCCGACGGGGUGCUCGAGGACGGCAGGUGGAUGCUGUUUGGGCAGAUGUACACUGCCGAACCGCACAUUGCCAACGCCAAAGAAAUCGGUCUGCCAGCACUCGUCUCUGACCCGGUGUCGGCUGGCGGUGACAGCGAGCGUGCGGCCCUCCCGACCCUCCUGCACAGUUUCCUGCACACGCUUCUCGCCCUCGUGGACGUCCUCACGGGCACGGCGCGGAUACCGGGCGAGUUGGAGAUGACGGGGCGCGCGAGCGAGGGUGACCAGUACGUCCAGCACCUGAGCAACUUGGCUGCAACGAUGAUGGUGUCUGCCAACCAACUUCGCGGGGUGCAGGCCGAGGCGACGCUCGUGAUGCUCAUGGAGAAGCAGCUCGAGGAGAGGCGCGCGCAGACGUCUCGUCUGAAAGAGUGGGUGUUCGACGCGAUCGGCGUAGCUGACCCGCCCAGGAAGUGUGCCGAGAUCUCUGCCACGAUUCGACGACUCAAGACUGCGUCCCUCGUCGAGGCCGGUGCUAGCAAGCCAGCAGACGUUGAAGCACCUGACGAGAGUGCGCCGGCGGCAGAGGGCGAAGAGAAGGGCGCCGACGAGGCAAUGGUCGUCGACUCGCUCGAGGUCUAG
Molecule: messenger RNA, 903 nt
Organism: Apiotrichum porosum
Lineage: Eukaryota; Fungi; Basidiomycota; Tremellomycetes; Trichosporonales; Trichosporonaceae
Gene: MED7
Product: Mediator of RNA polymerase II transcription subunit 7
Exons: 4
Coding region: 1-903 (300 amino acids)
Biological process (GO): regulation of transcription by RNA polymerase II
Cellular component (GO): core mediator complex; mediator complex
Molecular function (GO): transcription coregulator activity
Source: RefSeq, a predicted model, not a curated record